CCUCCUAGAUAAUCGAAGCUAAUUUUCCCAUCUCAAGAUCCUUAGUCACAUAGCCCAAGUCCCUUUUCCCAGGUUAAACAGCAUAUUCACAGGUUCUGGGGAUUAGGAUGUGGACAUAUUUGGAGCAUCAUUAUUCUACCACACCUACUACACAACUGUGAGUUCAAAAUCGAAAAAUUAUGGCAUUCAACAUAUUCCACAUUUUUCUCUUAUUUUAACUACCCACCUCAUUUACCAAUAGUCAGAAGACUUUAUAAUGUGUCACCAGCUUUUGAAUCACACAACUAGUUCUUUGAUCUGAACUUUACUGACCUAAAUAAUCGUAAAGCCACAGCCGCCCUCAUUUUUACUACUGUUGUUUCGGGGAGCAGUUACAAGGUCAUUAAAGCCACUUUCCCAAUUAAAUUGGCCACCCUAACAACUAGGUCCACCCGCAUUGCUGUUAACAGCGGGGGCAACAGCAGUUAGCACCUUGACGGUGCACCGGGCAACUAAGGGCCUAAAAGGUAAGCUUCUUCCCGUGUCCCUUCCCACCCGAGAGUCGCGGGCCCUGCCUCCCAGUCCCGGCCACCCACCGCACAGCGCGUCGAGCCUCUCUAGGCCGCCGGCGAACCCCCCGCGCUCUAUGACGCCCGCCGCGAGGAGCGGGGAGGAACCACCGGGAGCCGCGCCGCUCGCCGGGUCCCCGCCCAGUUCCCGCGUGGCUCGCAGCGCUCUCUCGGCGCCCUCCUUUCCCUUUCCGCUGUCUCCGCCUCCGGAAGCUCGAGCCAGGCUGCUAGGAGCCGCGAGCGGAGAUUGCGUGCGCGCGCUAGCGUGUGCGCGCGAGCCUGCAACGCCUCGGGCGGCGCGCCAGGCGGCCGCAGCGGCCCCGGCGCCCAGAUAUAUUUUUGCCAUCAUGGAUCGUUUUGGAGAUGUAUCAGAAGGUGAAGUGGACCAUUCUUUCUUUGACAGUGACUUUGAAGAAGAAAAGAAAUGUGAAAGUAACUCAGUUUUUGACAAGCAAAAUGAUGACCCUAAAAGGAGAAUAGACGAAGAUACAGAAAAUGUCAACUUGAAAUUUGGAAUACAAAGAAAGGAAAAUGAAAUAAAAAAGAAAAUUCUUCCAGAAGAACACCCGGUAGAAAAUGAUAAUAUGCGAACCAGAAAUUCUUUAUCAUUGUCCACUUCAAGAUCAAAAAAAUUGUGGGAUGCUACAACAGGGCAUAAAAUACACUUACCCACUCCAAGUAGAAUUCCCAAAAUUGUGAAAGAAGGUGACGAUGAUUAUUAUACGGAUGGAGAGGAGAGCAGUGAUGAUGGGAAAAUGCAGCAUGUCAGGUCCAAGUCAGCUAAACCACCUAAUAACCUUAAAAAAAACAUAAGUAAAAAGUAUUCCAAAAGUAAUUCUUCUUCCUCCUCUUCCUCUUUGUCUUCCUCAUCUUCAAGUUCAGGUACAGAUUGUUCAGAUGCAGGGUCUGAUAACUGUAUUUCUGAUACAUCUCCAUCAUUAAAGAAACGUCUGUCUGGUGUAACCCACUUGUCACCAAAACAGAAAUAUAAAUCAGGAGUAAAAUCAACAGGAACACGGCCUUCAAGUACUAAACCAAAAGUCAAUGACUACACUGAGGAAUCUGAAGAUACUGUGACAGAUGUCACUCCUCUCUCAACUCCAGACAUCAGCCCUAUUCAGUCUUUUGAACUGGGAGCAUCAAAUGAUCAAAAAGUAAAAGUUAAAAGGCAAGAAAACGUGAGUCAAGAAGUAUAUGGAAAUGUUGAGGAUUUAAAAAAUAAUUCAAAAUGUUUGAAAUCAACCAAAAAGGGGAAAGAAAAAACUGGGCCUGAUCUCACUCCAGAAUCUUCAGUGUUAGAUUCCAACGUAGACCACAGAUAUAAACAAAAAGUCUUACAUGACACAAUGGACCUCAAUCAUCUUUUGAAAGCUUUUCUGCAAUUAGAUAAAAAAGGACCGCAAAGACACCACUUUGAUCAGCCUUCAGUAGCACCAAGGAAAAACUACUCUUUCACAAGAGAGGAGGUGAGACAGAUUGAUAGGGAAAAUCAGAGGCUUUUGAAAGAACUCUCAAGACAGGCUGAAAAAUCAGGAAGCAGAAGUACGAUUCCUAGAAGAUCGAUUGUUCAUCCCCCUAAGUUAUAUCACAGUGCCCUCAACAGGCAGAGGGAACAACAAAGGAUUGAAAGAGAAAAUUUGGCUCUAUUGAAAAGACUUGAAUCUGUGAAACCAACAGUUGGUAUGAAACGCUCUGAACAACUGAUGGACUAUCAUCGCAAUAUGGGUUAUCUCAGCUCAUCACCAUCCACCAGACGAGUGAGAUCAACUCUUGGCCAGUAUAGCCCGUUAAGAGGAGCUUCUAGAACAUCCAGUGCUACCAGUGGUCUCAGUUGUAAGAGUGAGCGACCAGUUUUUGACACAUCCAGUGGCCUGUUGCUAAGACCUAAGCCCCCUAAUGUUCGUACAGCUUGGUUAUAAAAACUCUUUUUACUUUAAACAUUGUUCAUCCAGUUCUUACUGAAGUGCUCUUGUAUAUUAUUAUAAUUCUCUGUGUAAACGUCUAUAAUGUAAAAUUUACGAGUUGUAAUUUUAUUGUAAUUCAAUGCAAAAUUGUUUAAAAAAACAGUUUAAUGUAAAAUCAGUGUUUCCUGUGAGGAUGUAUUUCUAUGAGAGGUAUAUGUAUUUGAUAGAAAAAUGGUAGUAUGCAUGUAUAUUUUCUCAACAUAGAAAAUGAUUCAGCUCUUACACUGACAAAACAGUUGUGAUAAUAUCACACUGUAUGUUGGACCCAAGAUGUUAACUAUGUUGUUCUUGUUUUAUGUUUUUUUUUUAAUUUUUUAUAAGUUUUAAACCAUGAUCGUAGCUCCUAAAUAUAACUGUUUUCUCUUUGCUCCAGAAUUCAGGUGGUAUAACUCUUAAUUUGAUUGUAAGACUUGAUUGUAUACUUACUGUGAAACGAAACUUGAAAUUUGUUUCCAUUGGUGGAGCUGAUUUAGAUUUGGUGAGCAGACUGAGAGAAGCUUGUACUAGGGCAGCCCUUGUGAUUGACCAAAGGCAUCUACUACCUCCAUAUGAGUAAGUGUGCUGAGUUAGAUCUUAAAAAUGUGAUCAACCAUUCCAAACCGUUUCAAACUGUGAGUAUUAGAAAGUUCAUCUUGGAAGCAAGCUCCUUCUCUUCCACGUUCUUACACAUUCAGGUAAAGUACCACUAACGAUUCUGAGAAAUGAGGUAGACUUUAGAGUCACAGUCCGCUACGUUGUGAAUAGGUUGUCCAAGGACCAGAUCACCACAAGCAAAAGCAACUAUUUGUCGAGCACAAUAGCACCACCAGUUUGAAAAGGCAAGAAGCAGAUCCUGAGUUGUGUCAGAACAGUGUUUUAAGUGAUACUGUUAACAAGUUGUGUUACGUUUCAGUGUUUACUAUAUUCAGAGAGGAGAUAAAUAAGAAAUGUGUGGUCUUAAAGCUUUGGAAAUUCCAGCUACUAUUUUUAAGGACUGAGAAAGAAAAUUAAAAUAUGAAUGGUAGAGGAGAAAUAGCACACAUUUUGUUGAGGCUACUUUAAAUGAUGUCAGCUAAUUUUCUUGUUUGGUUGGGGCUUUUGAGUUGAAUUCUGGCAGAACCAUUUUUGCCAGUCCCACUUUGCAAAUCCUAGUAAUCUUAAUGGAAUUAGUAAGGGCAAAUAGGGUGUCAUAUAGUUGACAAAUCAGAAUAUUUCUCUGUCGAUCUGUGGGCUCUCAUUUCAUAUACUGGGAAGUUUCCAUAUUAAAUGCCAAAUCUUGCUUUUUUUAAUGUGAGUUCUUGCUCUGUAGCCGUGAUAAUAUUUGUUGUUUGUUUUUCCAAGUUAACUCAAGCUUUUGUAGCAUGUGGACUGAACUUACUUUUCUAACCACCUUGGGCAGUAAGCCAAACGUCAUGUUGCUAAAUAUCUAUUCAGAAUUUCUUGGUCUUAAGUUGGCAUUGAUAGAUUUUGUCAGAAGAUAGGGCCUGUGAAGUGUGGCAACAGUGGUGUUGAAAAAAAUUCAUGUGAACACAACCUGACAGAUUUUUCUGCUUCUUUCUUUGGGCUAUAAUGUUCAUUCAUUGCUAUUUGAAGCUCUCUUCUGGUGCCCACGUUUUUACAUCAUUUAGCACUCUGCUUUAUUUAUUAACUUUAGCUCUGCUAAACCAGGGGUGUUUUGUUUUCUUUUGUGUUUAGCUUACUGCACUUUUAAUGUUUGUAUAACAACUUAUCUUUAAGAAGAGAUAAGGUAAUGCCGAAUUUGGACACCCGCCUGAUAUGGUAAGCCAGUUUUUAGAAAUUGAUUUUUAAGUUGUUAGGGAAUAUCUAUCUAUAUAUAUCUAUAUCUAGAUAUAGAUAUAUAUAGAUAGAUUGAUAUAGAUAUCUAGAUAUAGAUAUAUAAAAAUAUAAACCUUUUAUGUUCAUGACAUUAGUCUCUGAAUAUAUUUUAUAUGGCCUUUGCUGUCAUAGGUCAGGAUUACAACACAUCAUUUUUAUAGAUCAAGCUAUAUUUGGAUUUUAGAUACUAAUUUCAUGCCUUCAGUUUUUACUGCUUUGACGGCGGGUUCAUCAAAGUAUCGCUGAUAGCUGGGAUCCAACUUGGAGUAAAAGUUGGGAAUUCCGAGCAGCAAUGUUCGUCCUUUCAAAGCAGAAUUCACAGGUCUGUCGUCAUGAGUGCUUAUAUACGAUAAGUAAAAAUAGAAGGAUAGGAGUGGAAGAAUACACUAUUUUCUGAUAUAAGCCAAGCUACUUUGAAGGUUUAAGGGACACUUUUAUGAAGGAAUCGUAAGUGUACUAUUUUUAUUUUCAAGAACUUCUAAAAGGUGAAGGAUCACCUAGCACCACUACAUAUUAGGUUCACUUGGACCUAAUAUAUAUACUUUGGAAAUUUACAUCUGCAACUGGAAGUUAUAAUCCAGAAUCUAAAAUUAUCAGGCAAGAUUCUUAUUGAGAGUUAUUUUCCUAUCUGUCAAAUGUUCAACUAAUGUUGCCUCCAUUUUAACAAGAUUUUAUGAGAGAUUUUGAACUAUUGAGAUUAUUUCCUAAGGGAUACCUAUUUUAUCUCACACUUUCCCUACUUUGUUCAGUCUCCAUUAAAAGGCUGCUUUCUUAGCUACUACUCCGAAUAAAAGUUUUCUGGUUUGCUUAUAUAAAAAUGUAGUGUAAUGCAGUUCUCAAACCAUUAACCCAGUGUCCAAAAAUGGUACGGGAGCAACUUUAGAAAGAGGUCAUCGUGAUACGUGUGCGCUUCUCCUGUUCAGAUUCAGGCACUGCACACUAUGCAAAGUGUUAUGGCCAGUAUAAGUUGGAGACACAGUUGAAUUUAUUAUAUUUUAAUAAUUAAAUUUAUAAGAUGUUUAAUAUCUUAAACGCCAAAAUCUUAACCUACAAAUGAUUGUAUACCAUCCUAGGAAAUGUGCUUAAUGCUAAUGGCUACUUUAUUUCCAUGAAUAAAGAUUAGUAAUAAACUUAAAAA
This is a messenger RNA of Prionailurus viverrinus (fishing cat), 5465 nucleotides long. RefSeq names its product cilia and flagella associated protein 97 (gene CFAP97). The transcript has 5 exons. The coding region runs from base 626 to 2467 and encodes 613 amino acids. NCBI's taxonomy places the organism in Eukaryota, Metazoa, Chordata, Mammalia, Carnivora, Felidae. The record is from RefSeq and is a predicted model, not a curated record. Gene Ontology annotation, biological process: spermatogenesis.